Messenger RNA from Sungouiella intermedia, 195 nucleotides. The record is from the annotation of a GenBank genome assembly. NCBI's taxonomy places the organism in Eukaryota, Fungi, Ascomycota, Pichiomycetes, Serinales, Metschnikowiaceae.
AUGAACUUGUGCUUGGAGCUCUUGGUUUGUAAUGCAGCAGCCACGUCUUCAAUGAAGGUUUUUGGCUCAUCCAACUUUGCCAGCUCCUCACUUAUGAGCUUCUGCAAGCUGUCAAUGUUCACCGGAGACUCCUUGGCGGAGGAGGUCUGCAACUCCACUGUCAUUUUACUAAAUGGAGUAAGUGGAUUUGACUGA